Molecule: messenger RNA, 282 nt
Organism: Pyricularia grisea
Lineage: Eukaryota; Fungi; Ascomycota; Sordariomycetes; Magnaporthales; Pyriculariaceae
Exons: 3
Coding region: 1-282 (93 amino acids)
Source: RefSeq, a predicted model, not a curated record
AUGGCGGAGGACGAGGUCAGGCGAAUGGCCGUCACGGGUAACAACAAGAGUAAACGGGACAGCUGUGGAGGGAAUAAAGCAGCUAGCCUGUCGAUCAUCGUCGACGGCAAAGACCUUUUAUACACUACAUACAUACCCUACACUGAACCCCCAAUGAUCAUCAGCAGCAGCAGCAGCAGCAUGAAACCCCCGCGAUUGGCGGGCUUGACUCGUCAGACAGUCGGAAGCCAAAAGGCUUGUAAGCGGAAAUUUCGUUUCCGUCGCGGCACGGGUUCGCGCUAG